AAUCUCCAGCUCUCUCGCACGCGUGCAACGUGAUCGUUCAUCAUGGCGGCGUUGAUCUGCGCCUGGUGGGAAACGAAGGAUGGAGGCGGCGGAGGAGGUGGUCGAUGAGAAUCCCUCUGAAACUGACGCGAAGCAGCAGGCCAAGAAGGUGGACCAGCCCGAGAACCUACGCGUCCUCUCGGUGGAUAAGGUGACCGUCGAGAAGAUCGUCUUGGAGUCGGCCACUGGCUCGCGAGAGGUGCUGCUGAAGAAGAAUGAGAGCUCGCGCAAGCUCGCGAUAAAGAGCGAGUCCGUGGUGCCGAUACUCGCAAGAAUCAAAGACGAACGCGAGUCUACGGACGCUAGAUUCCGAGCUUCCCUCCCGGAGGACAUACUCGCAGCCAGAGCGUUUGGUUCCGGUCACGGGGAGCCUCAAGUUGGGCAGGUUGUAAACUCGCGAAGCCCGGAGAAGAGGAUCAAGCCGAUCAAGUUGACCAAGAGUCCCUCUAUCGGUAGCAUUGUGGUCGCAGGAGGAUUGAACGCCAGGAACGUUCCCUCGAAGGUACCGGACACACCGGUGAUCAAAGAGGUCGAGGUGGACGAAGCGUCGGCUGAGAGACGACGCGGAAAAGAGUCGAGCGACGCGGAGAUCGUGGAAGCAGAGGAGAAUGACAGAGAGGAAGACCAGCCUGAGCAGGAAGAAGACUGUGCUAACGAGAUCGAAGAGAUCAACGCGAAGAAUCGGCUGGAGAAGAGCCACACGAACAUCGAGGUACUUCAGCAGAACCUGAACACCCAGAUCGACGCGAACACGGCGCAGAAAUACAAGAAGAAGUUACUAGAGUCGAGGAAGAACCGUGCCCUGAAGUUGCCCGUGGUCGUAGACUCGAACGCGAACGAGAAACUCGUGGGUAAGAUAGCUUUCGACGAGGAGUUCCUGCAGAAGCACAAUCUCGACAAGAGAUUGAAGAUCGAGGAGUACCGAUUGCUGGGGAACGACCUGGAUCCCGUUGCCAACGGUGAACGCAUCGACGAGGAGCCGGAGGAGGGUCUGUCGAAGAAGGGCGCGAGACCUAGCUACAGUCAGAAGGUAUUAGAGGUGGAGAAGAGGUGGUCAGGGGAAUUCCUGAAGAAUCAGCUGGAUCGUCACUCCUCCGAGUCGUCCAAGUCCUCGUACGUGGAGGAGUACGGCAGCGUUUCCUCCAGAGAGAGCGUCUGCGAGGAUUACGGGUCAGACACGUUGCUUUUCGAAAAGCGGAAGCCCGAGUUCGGCUACGAUCAGACGUCGAUCGACCUCUCGAGAGAUCGAACAUCCGAGGAGGUCCUCGCGACCAGCACGCUGAGCACGGUCGACUCCGAUUCUUGUCUCGAGGAUAGGAUCAAGUCGCUCGAGGAGGACUUCGAUGCGCGGGAAAAUGAGACUGAGAGAUCCUGGAAGGAAGACCAGCGCGACAACGUCGAGAUCGAUCGCGGAACGCAGGUAGCGCUCGUGCUGCCCCCUCUGUGGAACGAGUCGAUGCUCCCAGUAGUGACCGAUCAGUUACGGAAUCGUGGAAACGAGGCACCCAACGAUCUCAGUAAUCGCGUUUAUCGCGGAGUCGAGUCCAGGAUCUCGAGACGUCAGGUCAAUCCGACGGGCCCGAUAGACACGGUCGAUUUUACGUUCAUCGGUAGAGACCGAUCGGGGAUAGACGGAUACGCGAAUCUCAUCAGAGAGUUCACCAUGGAAGCGGGAUCAUCUCGGACGAAGAAGGAAGAAAAGCAGAAAAAGAAGCUGGGACUCCGACGUCUCUUGCCUGGCUUCUUCUCGCCGAAGGAUUCCAGGAAGGAUUACAAGAAGAAGGAGUCGAAGGACAGGAAGAGGCCCGAUGACAGACACUUCGCGCGCUACCAGCAGAACGGGAACUACACCAGGUCCCCGGAUACGAUGAACCUGAACGAGGACAUAAAAAGGAACGUGAAACUUGACAACAGCUUGAACGGCUCGAUAAUCGAGGAGAGGUUGGACGAGAUUAAACGGGAGCUAUUCCCCGAUCAGGGACCUAUCACCAGUACUCCGGAUCACCUGGCUAGGGACGAGGAUCAAGGUCUGUUGCGUGACCGAGCUGGACCUCCGCGAUCGUACACCACCGAUUCUAGCUUAAGUUCCAUCGCGCCUGACGAGAGAUGGAACGAUCGAAACACUCAUCUGGGGAUAUCUCCCGAUAUCAGGAAGUUCGAGCAAAGGCAGAAGCGCGAGGAGUUCGGACAGAGAUACGGCCAACGAUACGGGCAACUCGAGCGCAAACACAGUUUACAGGAACCGAACCACGCGACUAGGUCCUACUUCUUUCAAAGGAACCAUGGACCUUCGGGUAGAAUCUCAGCACCACCUAGCGAGAGGUACCUAGUUCGGCCUAGAGCCAUUCAUCCGAUAGACCGACCGUUGCCGGCAAUUCCUCAUUCUCGAACGGAGCUGUCCAACUACGAGAACUACCUCGAGGAACAGGAGGAAAGGCGGGAGCAGAUGACCAGAUCCGCGAAAGGCACGUACGCACCCGAUAAGUCGCCGGAGUAUCUGAACGAGCCAGGGUUGUACGAGAACGACAAUCCCUCGGGCUGGAUUCUGAAAUCGGUGUCCGCGCAGGUGAAGAUUACCCGGCAGCCUAUAGUGAAUCAGAAUCACCGAGCACCUCUGGUCGGAAGAUCGCCCAAGUACCUGUCGUCAGGCUCCAGUCAGAAGUCCGGGGAUUACGGUGAUUCCAGUUGCACGCCUAAUUCCAGCCAGAAGAGCGAGUUCUCGCCGUCCAGCUCGAAGAGCGGCGAGUACUAUCUGCACUCCCCGCGGAACAGUGGCUCCCCUAACGGGCGCGAGUUCGACGAGGAUGAGUCUCGGAGAGAAGGAAUCUACGAGAACGAGAAGUCACCCUCCAGAUCGUCGACUAGAUGUAUGGACGAACGCAUUUACGACGAGACUCCGUCGUCGCCCUGCGAGGAUGGCUGCGUUCCUUCGAAUUCGAAGCAGCUCGAUCGCUCCAUUGAGGAUUCCUUGGACAAAAGAACCGCGUCCCCGCACAGGAGUCGUUCGAGAGGAGAACGACCAAUCUCGCCGAGAGAGAACGUGGAGAAACGCGAGGAUGCCGAGAGGCAAGUCGGGGAAGCGAGCAACCGGGGAGAACAAGGCUGUGGUCCCUCGUCUCCCACUGGCAACCAAGGCAAGCCGAUCUCUCCGUUCAACUCGAGACAGGGCUUGCCAGCCUCUAGAAAGUCCGGGCCAAGUGAUCAGAUCCUGAUUGCCUCUCCUAAGAGGGAGGUCGCGUACGAAACGCGGAUACCUCGUCCGUCGAUCGAAACCAGGCGCUGUGCCAUAGAGUCCCCUGUGCACAUGACGAGCACCCCUCGCAAGCUAAUCACUGUCAACACGUUGGAGUCGCGUGGCCAGGACUCGAGCGGGAGUCGGGACGGCUCUACGACGAAGGGCAGUCCGGGACAGGGCCAGAUGGCGAACUUCAGCCCGGAAAUUGCGCGACCUGAGCCCAUCUAUGGGCACCGUCAACGAAGCGUGGAGAUCGGGUCUCCUGCGAGGAUCGGCUCACCGGAUAGGAAAGGUUUGCAGAUGGACAUCGCGCACAGGAAAGAUGGCGACGAUAGGGUAGCCUGGGUGCAAGCUCAUGCGUCUUCUCCGUCGACCAGUCCACAAAAAUUAGGCGAAUCCACCAGUCCACAGAUGCAAAAGUGUAAUCGUUCUAUUGACGUAACCACCACGGAGACUCGUCGUCCAGAGCAGAGUCUGACCAUUCAUUCUCCGCAUUCUAUCUCCACGCAUACCAUGGAAAUCCAGCCACCUCGGAAUCCCGGUCUGGACCAACGCGUUCCGCAGCAACAGCAGGAGCCGAGAUUGACAGGGCCUAGGUCUCUAGAGGAGCCUGUUUACGUCCAGAGGAUCUGCGAACCGUACGGGCAACGUGGUGGCACGUUGACCACCACCGGGGCGCCUCUGUCACCGUCGAAACAGGAGACUCGACAACAUCUGGAAGCGUUCUAUUGGCAGCAAAAGGCGCUAGAAGCGCAUCGAAAGUCCCUGGCGUCGCCGGUGAACGCGAACUCGAGACAGAUGGGACGAAAAAUUGAUUUACCGGAGGUCAGGGAAGCGGUGUACUGGCAGCAGCUCAAGAAGCUGGACGAGGAGCAACAGAGACGUAUUUACGAGCAGAAUCUGAUAGACGAGUCAUCGUCGUAUUGCAAGGGUGGAUCGAGGAAUUCGGCGAGGACGUCUACGCCUAGGCAGGGAUCCGCUCGAAGUCCCAUGGCGCCUGGGCUUUCGAUAUCCGCUACUCACGGUACCCCGUCCUCUUGGAGUGGCAAUCUUCGCUGUUCCAAAUCAAAUCCCACUGGAAAGCCGCCGCUGAUGCAGAGUCAGAAAGGUCAGAAUCAACCCGUGCUGAUAGUCAGGCCGCAACAGGCGAUACGCGAACGCCGCGAUAUGCUACCGUCCAAGCCUCUAGAUCCUGCCAGACCAGAGGUGCCCAGGUCCAAGAGCGCGUCCCCGCAUUUUCACCGAGGCGAGGCUCAACCAGUGCCACGCAAGCUAGAGGUCUCUUCCAUCUAUGAGGAAGAGGCGAACGACGUCGACGGGAAGAACGCUCCUCCACCCCCGAUAUUCAAGAGAGGCAGUCUCAUAGGCGGGGAAUCGGUGGAGUACGGUAGCGCCGUGGGCGCGAAAAGAGUGAGUUUCUCGAACCAGUCAGGCAUAGUGGGCCAAGACCUACCCAGCGGGAGCUGGCCCACGAAACACGGUACAGCCCCGGAACCACCGACUCGAAGGCACCGCAGCGAGGACAGCGUGUCUGACACCGACUCGGUGUUCUCUCAUCAGGAACGUCGCGAUGUGGCUACCCAUUGCCCGGACACCACGGAGUACGACGCAGACAGACCUCUGCCGCCUCUGCCCAAGGAUGCCACCCUUGUGACCACCACGAGACCAGCACCGGCACCCGGACCCGGAAGAAACCUCGCGUACAGUGACAACCGGUGGAACAUGGGAACCGAUCCUCGACGCGCCAUCAGUCCUCAACGGAUGCUCCGGCAAAAGGAGGAAGAAUGGAAUUCGGAUUGCAAGGGUCGACCGUCCAACGACAUCGGUGGGUCCAGCAGGGGGGAGGGUGAGGCAGGCUCGAACGAGGUUCCAACUGGGAGAAGAGGCGGCAGUGGCGGCGGCGUGGGCAGCGGCGUCGGAGGGGGAGGCGGAAGCGUGCUGGGGGUUGGCGGAGGUGGCGGAAGCAUCGGAGGCGGCUCGGGCGGCAGGAGCGGAUCAGGGGGUGGUGGGCGAUCGAGGGACGAGCCGAGGAGGCACACCCUCGGCGGCGAUCACCAACCGUCCCUACAUCAUCAGCAGUUCAACGCGGCCCAGCAGCUACACCCCCUUCAUCCCCAUCAUCUGCCGCCGCCACACGGCCAAUACGGUACGCCGCCCACGCGACACACCACCAUGGAUCUCGAGAUGGGGACCAAGUCUCGCCAGAGAAAGUCGCCUCUUCCGCGCGGGUACCCGCCUCCCUCUUCGACCAUGUUGUUCGACGAUGACCCGGGCAUCAUGUCCGAGGUGGAGACCUCGAGCACCGGAUUUCGGCGGGGUGGUAAGCAAAGAAGCAGCCUCCCCGUCGUACGGACCCCCAGCAAAACUCUGGAGCGACCACUAGGUCUAGUGUUCCUGCAGUAUAGGAACGAGACGAAGCGGGCGCUCCUACCCAACGAAAUCACUAGCAUAGACACCGUCAAGGCCCUCUUCGUCAGAAGUUUUCCCAAGCAACUCACUAUGGAAUAUCUAGACAGUCCUCACGUCAAGGUUUACAUACACGACAGCAACAAGGACAUGUUCUACGAACUCGAAGAUCUCAGAUCGCAUCUGAGAGAUAUCCGAGACCGCAGCGUUUUGCGACUGUUUGAGAGCUCGGACGGUGUGACAGGGAUGUCAGGACCACUGGGAAUACCUGGGACAGGGUCGGGACUGCCCCCUCACUGGGAGGACCAGAGCUACUUCAGCGAGCCGGAAUUCGACAGCGAAUACCAGCAUCAGCAUAUUCACAAGAGCAAGGUAACGAGUCUCCGGAAACGUUUGCAAGAUUUAUUAUCCGCGUUUAUGCCUUCUACCGACCGGCACAGUUGGUACUCUUCGCGUCCUCGUAUCCUCGCGAUACGUCUGUAA
Molecule: messenger RNA, 6163 nt
Organism: Eufriesea mexicana
Lineage: Eukaryota; Metazoa; Arthropoda; Insecta; Hymenoptera; Apidae
Exons: 8
Coding region: 80-6163 (2027 amino acids)
Cellular component (GO): cytoplasm
Source: RefSeq, a predicted model, not a curated record